AUGACUUGCAAUCGCGUUAAAAUUCACGUGGAUUUCGUAGUGAGAGGUCGUCACUUGCGUUUUGUUUCGUGUCGGCCGCCAUCGGCUCAUUGUACACAUUUUGUUUUGCAAUCAUUGCGCUUAGAAGUUAAGAGGACUGUUACUAUAGCAAUUAUGUCCGCUCAAGCUAAGGAAAAUGAAAAUCAAAUUUUUGACUACAAUUACAAGAAAAAUUUUCGAACGGCCCUACCACAGCUCUUGGCUGUGAGUGUGAAAAACCUUUUAUUAUUAAGUUAUGGAAUGACUCUUGGCUUCACAACUAUCCUCAUACCAGCCGUGAAAGAUCCGAUCGAAGGCGAAGUGCUACAUUUAGAAAACUCUGAAAUAUCAUGGAUAAGUUCAAUCAAUUUAAUUGUGGUGCCGUUGGGUUGCGCCGUGUCCGGCGUGGUCACUACCCCGAUGGGUCGCAGGCGCGCUAUGCAGAUGGUGAACUUACCCUUUUUUAUAGCCUGGCUGAUAUUUCAUUUUUCAACCCACACUGGCCACCUCUACAGUGCUCUUUUCCUUACUGGAUUAGCAGGAGGAUUACUCGAAGCACCAGUACUUACAUAUGUGGCUGAGAUUACACAACCUCACCUCCGAGGCGCGCUGACGGCCACCAGCUCCAUGUGCAUCAUCAUAGGGGUGUUCACACAGUUUCUUUUCGGUUUGCUCAUGUACUGGCGAACUGUGGCUCUCGUUAACAUAACAUUUACGAUACUUUCAGUUGUUGCGCUUUGUUUUGUCCCUGAAUCGCCACAUUGGCUUGUUUGUAGAAAACGAUAUGACGAAGCAAGGAAGAGUUUGCAAUGGCUUCGAGGCUGGACUAGCUCGCAAGCAGUUGAAAAUGAAUUAAAAGAUAUACAGGCGUUAUAUAAACGCAAGAAAGAAGCAACGUCAGAUCAAGAUGAAACGUUCUGGGAAAAAAUAUCAGUUUAUCUUGACAGGAGUUUUUUGGUGCCCUAUUUUCUAGUCUCAUAUAGUUUCUUUGUUGGUCACUUUAGUGGAAUGACUACAUUACAGACGUACGCAGUGUCAAUAUUCCAGAUGCUUCAGGCGCCGAUAGAUAAAUAUUAUGCUACACUCGUUCUAGGAAUAGUGCAAAUACUAGGUUCUGGAAUUUGUGUCCUGUUGGUCCAUUACACAGGGAAGAGACCUUUAACUUUUUUCUCUACUGCAGCUGCUGGAAUAUGUUGCCUUUUGGUUGCGGGUUACGAGGGUUACAUUAAAACUCAUCUGUCGAACAUUAAAACAUUUCAAAACGACACCAUUGAAGGGGCUAAUGACAAUGUUUUGAAUAACCCUUACGCCUGGAUCCCGACAACAUUAUUAAUGUUGCUAGCUCUCGUCACCCACGUUGGAAUAAGACUUCUGCCUUGGAUUUUAAUUGGAGAAGUUUUUAGCGCAAAAACCAGAUCUGGAGCAGCUGGCUUGGCUAGCGCUAUUGGAUAUAUAUUUGGUUUUCUUACAAAUAAAAUCUACAUCAGCAUGGUGGAUACCCUUUCUAUAUGUGGAACAUAUGGCUUCUAUGGGAUAAUAUGUUUAACUGGAUGCGUAGUUUUUUACUUCAUAUUGCCAGAAACUGAAGGAAAAAGAUUAAAUGACAUUGAAAAUCAUUUUUCUGGUGUUAAACGUUUGACUAACGAAGUUUACCGUUUCCAGAAGAAGCAGAAAGUGGAAGAAUCAAAUAUGAGACAUUUAAAAGGUACAAUAAAUCCAUCAUUUGAAGGUGACAGCACUACCUUU
Molecule: messenger RNA, 1764 nt
Organism: Brenthis ino (lesser marbled fritillary)
Lineage: Eukaryota; Metazoa; Arthropoda; Insecta; Lepidoptera; Nymphalidae
Source: the annotation of a GenBank genome assembly